Messenger RNA from Dufourea novaeangliae, 705 nucleotides. It is a transcript of the gene Tcs1, whose product is annotated as yrdC domain-containing protein, mitochondrial. Gene Ontology annotation, cellular component: cytoplasm. The transcript has a single exon. Gene Ontology annotation, molecular function: nucleotidyltransferase activity; tRNA binding; double-stranded RNA binding. Bases 1 to 705 code for a protein of 234 amino acids. The record is from RefSeq and is a predicted model, not a curated record. Lineage: Eukaryota; Metazoa; Arthropoda; Insecta; Hymenoptera; Halictidae. Gene Ontology annotation, biological process: regulation of translational fidelity.
AUGAUUGCUUUACAAGGUGCUACACCAGAGUUGGAAGAGUUAAACUCAUCCAAGCAUUGGAUUUGUAAAGGAAAAAGAAGUAUGUCAAUAGCUGCUACACUGCUUCAGCAAAAUAAAGUUAUAGCAGUUCCAACAGAUACAGUAUAUGGUCUAGCUGCGGCUGCUAUGCAAACUGAUGCUGUCAGAAGAUUAUAUGAAAUUAAAGGACGAGAUGAGAAUAAACCAUUAUGCAUCUCUGUUAGUAAGGUCACACAAGUAAAACAUUGGGGUGUUGUGAAUCAUUUACAUAGGAAUUUAUUAUCAACUAUACUACCUGGACCAUACACGAUUAUUUUGAAAAGGACACCAGCUUUAAAUCCUGAUCUGAAUCCAGGCAUUGACACUGUAGGAAUACGAGUACCAAACUCAAAAUUUAUAAAUUGCGUUUCACAUAUAAUUGGACCAUUAGCUCUAACAAGUGCUAAUGUGAGCAAUGAACCGAGCUGCUUGCGUGCCACUGAAUUCGAAAAAUUGUGGCCUCGGAUAGAUGGAAUAUUCUAUGAUGUAAAACAGGUUGCUAGUGUAAAGGAAACCUUAAGAAAAGGGUCCACAAUAGUUGAUUUGUCUUCUCCGAAUCAUUACAAAAUCGUAAGGACUGGAAUUGGAAUUACAUAUUUAAUUUCGAUUUUACGGAGGUUUAAUCUCACAGAAGAAAAAUCCGAUUAA